CCGGUAUAUCACUUCGGCCUAGGUCCAGGGCGGGGGGUUCAUUCAUUCAGUUGUUCGUUCAUUCAUUGAGCCGAAAUGGGACCUUCACUCUGCUGCUGCUUCGUGUGUGUCCAUCUCCUCUCUCUCUCUCUCUCUCUCUCACCAUCUCCGCACGUGCCCUCUGCACGUGCAUCACAUGGAGGAAGUUGUUGGAGGCACCGCCACCCAAGCAGACCCCGAUAUCGGCGAACCGGAGAAAGUUUACGGGAAACCUAGGGAAGAGGAGCCGACGGACAAGGUCACCGUUGCCAGGAAAAAGUUUAGAUAUCAAAUCCCGAUCCUCACCAUGCCAGAGAUCGACGACACCCUUAGCAAAUUACUAGGAACCAUGGUAUCAGUAUCCUUUCAGACCAUGUUGCAAGCGAGCCCCAGACUGCUCAAAAGGCUCAGACAACUAUUGACUCGCCGACGAGUGGAGAUCGAUGAAAAUCUGGAAUUACAGGAGAAGGAAAAAGAGGAGGAAGCUCCGCAAGAAGUAGCUAAUCUUCAAAGGAGCCCUGGGGAUUUGGAAGACCUAGAAAAGGAUUUUGCGGAUAUCCGUUCGAGCUUGCUAGACCGAGAAGGCGGGGAAGUCAUGAGGGCCCCACCAGGGACGAAGCUUAGUUUCCAUGCGCUGCCCGUAGGGAAGUUAAAGGUACAGAUCGGGACACAUCACACAGACGCUCUAGUAGACGAAGGCGCGAAAAUCACACUCAUAAGGAAAGAUUUCACAACAAUUACCGGUUGUGUGGUUAACAAAGAAGUAAUGGGGAGCAUCCGAGGGGCUGGUGGCGAGAUCCCGUUUUCAGGGACCUUAAAGAACACAAUUGUGAAGCUCGCGGCGGACAAUCUGGGGAGUUGGCCUAGGUAUCUUAAGCAGGCUGUCUUCUCGGCGAACAUGACACCUAAGAGGACAACGGGAUGUAUCCCAACGGAAAUCUGGUACGGAAGAGGGAUCGAUUUUCCCAUGGAAGCCUUGAUACCUACCUGGAAUAGCGUAGAUGACGAUCCGCGUAUGACCGCGGAAGAAUUAAUUGAGGCGCGAUGUCAACGAGUCCUUAGAAACAAGGAGGCCAUGGAAGACAUUGCCAACCGGGUACUAGACAGCAAGAUGAGGGACAAAACAAGGUGGGACCAGGUUGAGAAUAUCCGAAAGGAGCCACUUCAGGUGGGGGAGACGGUAUUGGAGGUCAUAAAGAUUAGCAGUGGCGAUGAGAGGGAUGAGAUCUCAAGGCCCAGAGAAGAGAAACGACCCCCUGUGAACCAGCAGCGCGAAGGAUCCUCCGGAUGGGAAGAUGAGUUUGGGCCAACGCCCAGUCAUUGGUUUGAGCAAUGGAUCAGUGUAGUCAAGCACGGCUGGAUUAUCAAGGUCAGGCAACUCGUGGAGGUGGGAGUGGCAGCCACGCCUUUGGACUUUUACAGUGAGAUGGAAUUGCGAGAAAUUGCGCAGAGAAAGAGAGAAAUCCUGGCCUCCGGCCUGGGAGUUAAAAAGUCAGUAGAAAGACAGGAUGGGCAAGGGGCCAAGCAAGAUGGGACACAUGACAGCAAGAGGGACUAGAGGUUAUGAGCAUUGAACAAAAAUUGUGCUUUUCUUUUGCAGCAUUGGAAUGAUAAAAUUUGGAUAGUAUG
Messenger RNA from Chara braunii, 1647 nucleotides. Lineage: Eukaryota; Viridiplantae; Streptophyta; Charophyceae; Charales; Characeae. The record is from the annotation of a GenBank genome assembly.